Messenger RNA from Galeopterus variegatus (Sunda flying lemur), 4305 nucleotides. RefSeq names its product KIAA0408 ortholog. The record is from RefSeq and is a predicted model, not a curated record. Lineage: Eukaryota; Metazoa; Chordata; Mammalia; Dermoptera; Cynocephalidae. The transcript has 6 exons. The coding region runs from base 172 to 2241 and encodes 689 amino acids.
CUCAUCUUACCACUACCAAAUUUAAUAAGAAGCCCAAGCACUAAACUAUUUCAGGCUUUAUUUUAAAGAUAAGUGAGACUACUUCAAAUAAAACAACUCCAAGCUUCCAAGAAACAGUUAAGAGAAAGCAGAGAUAAGCAGAAACACUUCGCUGACACUCACACGGUUGCCAUGGACCUACAUAAGCAGUGGGAGAACACAGAGACUAACUGGCACAAGGAAAAGAUGGAAUUACUGGACCAGUUUGACAAUGAAAGAAAGGAAUGGGAAAGUCAAUGGAAGAUCAUGCAGAAGAAGAUUGAAGAGCUUUGCCAGGAAGUAAAGCUUCGGAGGAAAAUCAACAUGAAUGAACAUGCCAAGGUCAUUGAUCUUGAUCAUGAGAAGGCCAUUGAAGACAAAAUGGUAGAAUUUUCUCCAAAUUAUUCUAAUUCAGGACAAUAUGAAUUUAUAUGGAUGAAUCUCGAGGAUUGUUUGGAAAAAGAAAAUAAAACAGAGCAGAGCUUAGUCAAUGAAAGAAAUCAAGGGAAUAAGGAAGAAAAAGCAACAAAAAAAUUGAAAGUAGGGUUUAUGGAUCGUUUGGCUAAAGAUAACCAAAAGGAAUGCAAGACCUGGCCUGACCUGAGGACUUCUGAGGAAGACAGCAAGAGCUGUUCUGGCACCCUCAGCACAGCUCUUGAAGAACUUGCCAAAGUUAGUGAAGAAUUAUGCAACUUUCAAGAGGAGAUUCGAAAGCAGUCUAACCACAGAAGGAUGAAGUCAGAUUCUUUUCUGCAGGAAAUGCCAAAUUUAGUUAAUACGCCUUAUGAGCACCACAUGAUCAAUAAUGGCCAGUACAUUCUUCCAGCCAAUUUAGAAAAAGAAAAACAGAAAAGUAGAAAGAAUCUGAGUUGUACCAACAAGCUCCAAAGUAGUUCUGUGAAAAAAUGUGGAACUGAUACAAUUGACUUGCAAAGAAAUGAAAUUCCACCAGUUCCUCCUCCAAGAAGCACCUCUCGAAAUUUUUCUAGCUCAGAUUCUGAGCAACAAAGGUUGAAGGAAAGUUUAAAACACAAUAGCUGGGUGGUCCGUGAGGCUCAAGAUGAAAGGAACUGUGAUCCUCAUUUUCUUUUGAGGCAGCAUGAGAUGCCGAUACUGUGUCCAAACAAUGGGAAGUCUUUGAAAGAUGGUAUGUUUUCCUCUUUGGUACCAGAAGUCAGAAUGGAUAGCAAGUCUCCACAUCAUGAAGAGGCUGGGCUUAGCAUGUGGUCAUGCAACACAGGGAUAAAUGCAGAAAAGAGCCCCUCCACUUUGUUGUUUCAGAAAACUUGCUCUACCCUCAAUAAGCCAAAAUAUGAGGUAAUCCCAGACCAGCCUGCUAAAUCUCAUCCCAAUCAUGUAAGUAAUGACUGUAGCUCCUCAGUAACACAGAACAGUGGCCCAGUUCGAAGUUUCAGUUGUGCAUUUGAAAGGACAACAAGAAAUGAAAAGCUGGCAGCAAAGACUGAUGAAUUUAACAGAAUUGUAUUUAGAACAGAUAGAAAUUGUCAUGCAAUACAGCAAAAUCAAAACUACUCAAAAUCAUCUGAAGAUCUUAAGCCCUGUGAUACCUUACCUAUUCAUACAGAUAACAUUUCAGAAAGUGACAAUGCAUCUGGUAUUCUGAAAACCAGUGCCUACAUGCCUGUGCCCAUGGAAAAUGUGCCUGAUAAUACCAACAGGAAAUCCACAAUAGGCCUAGUCAGACAGAUGCAGGAACACGUAAGUCCUAGCAGUUUUCGGAAUAGGCUCCACGAGCAUGACUGGAGACCAAGUAAUUUGUCUGGCCGACCGAGGUCAGCUGAUCCCAAGUCAAAUUAUGGUGUUGUGGAAAAGCUACUGAAAACCUAUGAGACAUCAGCAGGGUCUGCACUGCAGAAUUCUAAAUGCUUCUGGCAUAACUGGACCAAAUAUAAUUCUGAUGUCAGUGGUGGUGCCACAUUAAGUCAACAUUUAGAAAUGCUCCAAAUGGAACAAGAGUUUCAGCGAAAGACAGCUAUGUGUGCAGGACAGCAAGUGAAGCAAGUAACAGAUCAGAAGAACAUAACAGAGGAAUCCACUGCAGUAAAAGCCUCACAUGGGAGAGGAUUUUCCCGACCUGCUAGACCAGCAAAUCGCCGUCUCCCAUCUAGAUGGGCAUCCAGAUCACCAUCGGCGCCCCCCGCCUUGCGGAGAACUGCCCACAGCCGUACCAUUUCUCUGCAAUCCGAAGCAUCUAUUGUCUAAGUCUCUGGCCUGAAUUGUCAGAUUACAAAAGCUCUAGUCUCAGUUGCCAAACAGAACAUUCAGAGUGUUUACAACCAGUCCCGCUCUCUUCUGUAUCUUUCAAGAUCCCUGGGAUGAGUGAUUUAAACCUUAACUUUCCAACAGUCUUCAGUGUUUUUAAUCUGUGGAAUAAUUAUCUUCCUGUAUUUUGAUUUUUUAGAUGAGAAAGUUUUAAUGUCAUCCUCAUUAAUGUUCCAUUAUGAUUUGGGUUGAAACAAUGUACAAUAUUGUAUAUUCUAACUUCCUUGCAAGUGGCACAAAGCAAAGUUAUGUGCAUGGCCAUGUGUCUGUAGGUGCAUGUGUUGAAAUAGGAAGUAUCCUAGUAUGUAUUUAGAUAAGAAAAACUUAUGUGCUAGUGUUGACUUUGAAAUUAUAACAUGUAUACCUAUAUAUUCUUUGUGUUUAUUUAGAAGUUUUGAAAAUAUACAGCACUAUUUAUAUUUUGUAUACCUUUUAAUAGGUAUCCACCUAAGGCAUUUGAGGUACAUAUAUUAAUUAACCACUUCCUUAGAUCCCAAAUGCAUUGAAAAACAGGAAUUAUACACAUAUCUAACAUUGGUAGAUUUCUAAAUACAACUCGUAAACAGUUUCUUAACCCAUAUAAACUAAUACUAUUGAUCUCCCUGUUUAUUUUUUUAAAUAAAAAUGUCAUAAGUUUAACAGAUCAGCCUUCUAAAGUAAGCAUAAAAUGUUUAUAAAUGCUUUUAUAUAUCAUUUGGUAGUCUAGUAUGGCUUUAACUGUAUACUUGAUCCUCAGAGCCAAUAUCAUGAGACUGCCUUAUAAAUGACAUGACUGAAUAAUGAAUUUAUUUUGUCAGCCUCAGUAACAAGCAUUCCUUAAAUGGGAUGCACAAAGAAAUUAUGUUGAAUUUUACUUUUUGUUAAAAUUGUGGUAAGCUUUUAGUUUAGCUGGUUUAUCUGGAGUCACACUUAUUUAGAGGUAAGUCAUUCAUUUUUUCUUUUUCUAAACUUUUCCCUAAAAUUAGUAGAUAAAAGAUUAAUUCAUUUUUUAUUAACAAGGAAGAUCAGGAAUAACAUUUCAUUGAGAAUUGAAUUAUUAUAUAUUUCUAAUAGUGUGCUACAAAAAAAAAAAAGCCUUAAACUAAACUUUGGCAUCCGUAGUAGCAUAAGGAACAAAAAUAUAUAUUUUGGCUACAGUUUGCAUACUGUGAACACAUAAAAUCUAUAUUGAGACUGACAGACAUGUGAACGUUGAGGUGCCUGGAAUUCUACAUGGAAGAUCUUAAAAGCAACUUUGCUCUUCACUCUCUUUAUAUAAAACCAAUUAUGUUAUGCUAUUAGAUGUGAAUUCUAUUUAAGCUUUUCUUUUACUACCAAAAAAGAUUAAGAAAUUAUUAUGCCAAACUUAUUCAAAGAGCCUUCUUCUUAGGAUUUAUUCUAAUCAGUUAAAGAAAUUCACUUCAUUAUGAACCAUGACCUGAAGUAAAGUAAAUAAUUUUCAAAUCGUAGACUGCCUUAAAAGGCUCAAGACUGUUGCAUGGUGAUGGCUAGAUUCAUACUUCACAUUAAGGAGAGUAUCAGAAGUUAAGCUGGAUUAAACUUCUAGAAUGUGAGUCUGGAUCACAUGGUAAGUAAGAGCUAUAGAUCCACUCUUUUAAUUCUUGUUUCCUUCAGUAAUAUCCUUUUCCACAGGAAAAGUAACCUAGACACCGAGUGAUAUCACUCUCAAAAUAUGCUUUACAACUAGAGGGGAGAGAACACUGGGAAGGUGGUACCCUGAGUCAUAAAACAGUGGACCUGUUAGGAAAAUGCUGCUGUGUGACCAUGGAGAGCCUGCCCAAGGACGGUGAAGACACACCUGUUCUUCUCCACCUCUGUAUCCUGAAUAGUUGGGUAUGAUCUGUGGUUUCUACCUUUACCUACAAAUCAGAAUAUUGAGGAUCUCUUUUAAAAAAUGAAAUUCCUGAUCUCACCCCAUAAUUACUAAAGCAAAAUUUCCAGGGGUGGGGGACGCGGACUCUGGAGACUAAUAAAACAAAACAAAGCAAAACAUUCGAUAAGCAA